AGUUUUCCGUGCGCGACGCUUAUCGCCCGCGGUUUUUGCCCGCCAAACGAUAAUCCGAUCUUGUCCAUUCUCGUGGUUCAAGAGGGGAGCUUUUUUUUUAUCAGCUCUUUUUCCUCUCUUCUUCUCUUCUCCUUCUACAUCCCUGCUUCCUCUUCUUUCUUCCCUUUCAUGAAUUGAAUGUGUGGUAGUUGAGAGACCGUGUCUUAUCUCCUCCACGCUUUCCAUCCCCAUCCCUUCUUUCCCGCGUAUCCUUUGGCCUGGCCAAACCAGCACCGCUGCGGUCCAUUGGCGUCUCCUCCUUAAUUGACCAUGGCUGCGACCUGGUGCGCCCUUCGAGGCGCUCGCCAGCUGGCUCUACGCACUCGAUUGCAUUCUUCCCUGCCUCCUGUGGCUCUCCGCAGAUCCCCGCCCUUCCUCUCCGCUCGUCGCUCCCUGCACACCACCUCAGAACAAUCGGCAACCGCCCGGAGAGCCGUCUACACCAGCUCGGUGACGGACCAUGGUGAUCCUCAUCCUCGAGAUGUCUUCCAGCCCCUCGAUACCUUCCCCCGCCGGCACAUUGGCCCUUCGCCGGACGCUGCGAAGGAGAUGUUGGCAACGCUGGACCCUCCGGUGGCCUCGCUCGACGAGUUCGUGAAACAGGUCCUUCCCACCGACAUUCUGUCGAAGAAGGACCUCGACGUUAGCGCUCCUCAUACCAACGCCAAGUUGGCUCGGGACAAUGUGCAUGGUGGUCUGGGAGAGACGGACAUGCUGAAGCUGCUGGAUACCUAUCGGAAACAGAUCGACGUGUCGGGGAAGACAUACCUGGGCACGGGCUAUUAUCCCACCAUCGUACCCCCCGUCAUCCUCCGUAAUGUCCUGGAGAACCCGGCCUGGUACACCAGUUACACCCCCUACCAGCCUGAAAUCAGUCAAGGUCGUCUGGAAUCGCUUCUGAACUUCCAGACUUUGACGGCCGACCUGACGGGUCUGCCGUUUGCUAAUGCCUCCGUUCUCGACGAAGCCACCGCUGCUGCGGAAGCCAUGACCAUGUCGUUCGCUACUCUUCCCAUGGCAAAGCAGAAGAAGCCCGGCAAGACCUACGUCAUUUCCCAUCUCUGCCACCCUCAGACCCUGGAGGUAAUGCGGUCGCGUGCCGAAGGAUUCGGUAUCAACCUGGUCGUCGGAGAUAUCUUGGCGGACGAUUUCAAGCUGGUCAAGGAGCAGAGUGACAACCUCAUCGGUGUGCUCGCCCAAUAUCCCGACACCGAGGGUGGUCUCUACGACUUCCAGUCGCUGAGUGAUACCAUCCACGCUACUGGCGGUACCUUCAGUGUUGCCACGGACCUGUUGGCCUUGACUGUCCUGAAGGCGCCCGGCGAAUUCGGUGCCGACAUUGCUUUUGGUAGCGCUCAGCGACUGGGUGUGCCGAUGGGCUACGGCGGUCCCCAUGCUGCCUUCUUCGCGUGCGCGGACAAGUACAAGCGCAAAGUCCCCGGACGUGUGGUCGGUGUCUCGAAAGAUCGGUCGGGCAACCGUGCCUUGAGAUUGGCUCUGCAGACGCGAGAGCAGCACAUUCGUCGUGAGAAGGCUACUAGCAACAUUUGCACGGCUCAGGCUCUACUGGCCAACAUGAGCGCCAUGUACGCCGUCUACCAUGGUCCUACGGGUCUGAAGGCUAUUGCGCAGCGCAUCAUGUCCAUGACCACGACUCUGCAGACCAAGCUUGCAGCCCUGGGCUUCAACGUUCCCAUCAAAACCAACGCUGCCGAUGGCGGUGUUGUGUUCGACACCCUCACCGUGGAGCUUCCCAGCAGCGAGGAGGCGCAGGCCAUCGUUGCCGCCGCUCGCGCGCAGCACAUCUUCCUCCGCCAGGUCGCCCCCAAUAAGGUCGGUAUCUCGUUGGACGAAACGGUCGGGCGCGAGGAGGUGAAAUCCAUUCUGCAGGUGUUUGCCACUCAUGCCAACAAGGGCGAGGUCACCCUGGAGGAGGAUCUCGGCCUUGCCCCCAUCCCCGCCAGCUUGGAGCGUACCUCGCCUUAUCUGACCCAUCCCGUGUUCAACACUCAUCACUCGGAGACGGAAAUGCUUAGGUACAUCCACCACUUGGAAUCCAAGGAUCUGUCGCUGGCCCACUCCAUGAUUCCCCUCGGCUCGUGCACGAUGAAGCUCAAUGCGACAUCCGAGAUGAUCCCCAUCUCGUGGCCUGAAUUCUCCCAGAUGCACCCCUUCAUGCCUUCGGACGUUGCCAAGGGCUACACUCAGAUGAUCGACGAUCUGGAGCAGCAGCUGGCGGACAUCACGGGUAUGGCUGAAGUUACCGUUCAACCCAACUCCGGUGCCCAGGGUGAGUUUGCUGGUCUGCGUGUGAUUAAGAAGUACCAGGAGGCCAACGGAGGCUCCAAGCGCAACAUUUGCUUGAUCCCCGUGUCGGCGCACGGAACCAACCCUGCUAGUGCCGCUAUGGCCGGCAUGCGAGUUGUCACCAUCAAAUGCGACACCAAGACGGGCAACCUGGACCUCGAGGACCUGAAGGCUAAGUGCGAGAAGCACAAGGACGAGCUUGCCGCCGUCAUGAUCACCUACCCCAGCACGUUUGGUGUGUACGAGCCCGGCAUCAAGCAGGCCUGCGAGCUCGUGCACCAGCACGGCGGUCAGGUCUACAUGGACGGCGCCAACAUGAACGCGCAAAUCGGUCUCUGCUCCCCCGGUGAGAUCGGUGCCGACGUGUGCCAUCUGAACCUGCACAAGACCUUCUGUAUUCCCCACGGCGGUGGUGGCCCCGGCGUUGGGCCCAUCGGCGUUGCCGAGCACCUGCGCGCAUACCUCCCCUCCCACCCCGGUAGCGAAUACCUGGUGUCUAAGCGCUCGGAAUCCUCCUCGCCCCCGAUCAGUGCCGCCCCCUGGGGUAGCGCCAGCAUCCUGCCCAUCACCUUCAACUACAUCAACAUGAUGGGCGCCAAGGGCCUCACGCACGCGACCAAGAUCACCUUGCUCAACGCAAACUACAUCCUUUCCCGCCUCAAGGAACACUACCCUAUCCUGUACACCAACGAUAACGGUCGCUGCGCACACGAAUUCAUCCUCGAUGUGCGCAAGUUCAAGGAUACCUGCGGCGUUGAGGCGAUCGAUAUCGCCAAGCGUCUGCAAGACUAUGGAUUCCACGCGCCCACGAUGUCGUGGCCCGUGUCCAACACCCUGAUGAUCGAGCCGACGGAGUCGGAGAGCAAGGCCGAGCUGGACCGAUUCUGCGACGCCCUGAUCUCUAUCCGCCAGGAGAUUGCUGCCGUCGAGAGCGGCGCCCAGCCUCGCGAGGGCAACGUGCUGAAGAUGGCACCGCACACGCAACGUGACCUUCUGGCUACCGAGUGGAACCGCCCGUACACGCGGGAGGCCGCCGCGUACCCCGUGUCGUGGCUUCUGGAGAAGAAGUUCUGGCCGUCGGUCACGCGAGUGGAUGAUGCCUAUGGUGAUCAGAACCUGUUCUGCACAUGCGGACCUGUUGAAGAUACCGACUAGAUAUGAUACCCAUGUUACUCUUUACGAAUUGUUUGUUUUUACCUGCCUGUUCUUGUUCUCUUCAACAUUUACACUGAAUAUUUGGUUGGACUUGGGGUGACAUAGUCGCGGUGGUGGCGACACGCAAGAUUCAACAUAAUCCUUAUAGAUACUGGGAUGUGGGCGUUAUAUUCCUUAGACAUACCUAGCAUGAUACAAGAGCUAUGGGACCCUGUCCCUCACUUACUAGCCUUCAACUGUUCUCGACAUACGGAGUAGCUCGUACCUGUAUGAUCAUAGACAUUUAUCUAUAAGACCUUGCUGCAAAGCUAAGCGUUUUAUCUCCAUAGGCAAACUUUAACAAUCGGUGUUCAUACCAGAUCAAAGGUCGGUUCCUUGGUAAAGUUAUCAAAGUCGUGUUUCAUCUCUAUCUUCACAUUCCCUCAGCUCGAUUUAUCGGUAUUCUCUCCUUCUAAGAAUCUUCUUUGCCUAUAUUUAGCUUUUCCGUAGAAUGCGACCCAGCUACUCUACUCUAGCCUUUCCUUCACAAACAGGGUUUCAGCGGAGAAUAGCUGACACUUUUUUCGAUUUUCAAGGAGCCCUGUGAAAGGAAUCUCCUAAAGUCAUAAUCUUUCUUAGUUCGAAUUCUGUAAAAUUUCUUAAAUUUUCUUUUACCUCAUAUAAACGUUAGAGUUACUAAGAGCGUAACCCAAAACUAGGUCAUUAAGAGAUAUCUCUAUAGAGAAUAGUAUUAUCA
This is a messenger RNA of Aspergillus melleus, 4237 nucleotides long. It is a transcript of the gene GCV2, whose product is annotated as glycine decarboxylase subunit P. Bases 310 to 3501 code for a protein of 1063 amino acids. Gene Ontology annotation, biological process: glycine decarboxylation via glycine cleavage system. The transcript is spliced from 2 exons. Gene Ontology annotation, molecular function: glycine dehydrogenase (decarboxylating) activity; pyridoxal phosphate binding; glycine binding. The record is from RefSeq and is a predicted model, not a curated record. NCBI's taxonomy places the organism in Eukaryota, Fungi, Ascomycota, Eurotiomycetes, Eurotiales, Aspergillaceae. Gene Ontology annotation, cellular component: glycine cleavage complex; mitochondrion.